This is a messenger RNA of Heterobilharzia americana, 1305 nucleotides long. The record is from the annotation of a GenBank genome assembly. Lineage: Eukaryota; Metazoa; Platyhelminthes; Trematoda; Strigeidida; Schistosomatidae.
AUGAUUUUACGUAAAACUUCUACAAAUGUAACAUUUAAACACAAUGAAUCAAAUCGAAGUCGGCCUGAUGAAUAUUUACUUGAUAAUAAUAAUAAUAACAGUAACAAUAAUAAUAAUAACAAUACUCUAAUCAUUAACACCAACAACCACACCAGUAAUUAUACAAACAAUAAAGAAAGUGAAAGUAAUCCAAUACGCUUCAGUGAAAAUAAAUCAACAAAGUCUAAUGUGUUAAUUCAUAGUAAUGUGAAAUUAUUACCUCCGGAUUCUGUUUCAGAGCAUCAACAAAUUAUAAAUUUCAAUGAAGCAGAAUUAGCUUACGAACAACAUAAAAGAAUGACAGCCAAACAAAAAUUGUCACGUUCAAACCAAAAAGGUCCAUCAUUUCUCAUUGAAGAAGAUCAACAAUCAUAUAUGGCAAAUUAUGAUUAUGAAGGUGAACCGAAAUCAUCCAGUUCUACUCAUGAAAUCAAAUCUGACAAACCAUUUAUUGGACAUAGUCAAAAACCAUUCUCUUCAGCUUUUCGUAGUUCAAAUGAGAAAAUGCAAACAUUCAAUCGAAUGACAAUGAUGUCAAUGGAAGAAAAUGAUAAUGAUGAGAUUGACAAUAAUGUUGAUAUAAUUCAUAAAGGACAAAUAAUAUAUCAUAAUUCAAAUUAUUCACGAUCAGAUAAUUUAAACUCAUCAUUUUCACAAAAAUAUCUUCAUGGUAUUAGUUCACCUAGUAAUAGACAAUAUAAUUACGAUGAUACACCACAGACAAUUCCACAAGUUAUGAACUCAGAUGUUAGAGUGAGAAAAAAUCCUUUAUUGUCUACAAAAAGUUUUUCACUCGAUGUACCUCGAUUUGAUCAACCAAAUGAUUCUGUGAUUACUGGUUCAGGUGGUUCAAGUCCAGGUCGUUAUUCUGAAGGGAUUCGUAAAUCAUCCAUUGCAAAACAUUAUCAUGGCUCAUCUUCAAGAAUGUCACCAUCACCUUUUUCAUCAAGAAUGAAUGAACCAUCAUUUUAUACACACAUAACAAAAAAUAUACCUUGUGAAGAAAUGGGUUCAACAGAUAUUCCUCAUUCUAUACAAAUAAAUAUAAAAGAUCCAUGUAAUAUAGACUCUUCAUAUAUGAAUAUGGAUGAAAGAUCAGGAAGACGUAUGAUUUCACCAACUGCAAAUUAUCCAUCACGUAUACGUUUAACAAAUACAACUAGAAUGCUACCUAAACCGAUUGAAGGCCCAUUUGAACGAAAUCUGUAUGCUGUUAAAAGAAAUUUUGCAUCGAAUCAACGAAAUGAACCAAAUUUAAGGUUUUGA